This is a messenger RNA of Cuscuta epithymum, 1322 nucleotides long. NCBI's taxonomy places the organism in Eukaryota, Viridiplantae, Streptophyta, Magnoliopsida, Solanales, Convolvulaceae. The record is from the annotation of a GenBank genome assembly.
GCAUUUCCUUUAAAGCUGCUCCUACUCCUGCCGACACACUGACUUGACUUUAUCCCAAAUUCAUGCAUUUCUACCCCCAAAUAAUUAAAGCUGCAAUGCCAUAAAAUUUUUAAUAAACAAACAAAAAUAAUUGAGCUACGUCCUUCUUUCCUCCUCCCCAUAUUUAUUAGUCAGUACUCUUAUUAUUUAAUUCCAACUUGCUCUGCCCAAAAUUCUGCAAUCAAUCAAACACAACCUACCACCCACCUUUACCCAGAAGAAGAAGAAAAACUCCCAAGCUCAUCAGAAAAAGCAAGGUUUUUUUUUGCUUGUUUCAAUAAUCAGCGGAGAAGAAGAUGCCUUGUGAUCUGAAUCUCAAGGCAACCGAGCUCCGGCUCGGGCUGCCCGGCACAGAAGAAGAAGAGUGUGUGACAGAAAUGGGGUCAAGCCUGAAGAACAAGAACAAAAGAUCCCUUCUUGCUGAAUCUGGGGAUGAAGAAGACUGCGAAUCCAAGGCCAACAAUGAAGGUGCCAAGAACUCCCCUGCUUCAAAGGCACAGAUAGUGGGAUGGCCACCAGUGAGAUCCUACAGGAAGAACAAUCUGCAAGUGAAAAAGACAGAUUCAUCAGAGAGUGGAAUGUUUGUGAAGGUUAGCAUGGAUGGAGCACCUUACCUUAGAAAGAUUGAUCUCCAUGUGUACAGUGGGUACUCAGAUCUGCUGAAAGCAUUGGAGACCAUGUUUAAGCUAUCCAUAGGUCACUACUCUGAGAGGGAAGGCUACAAAGGCUCUGAAUAUGCCCCUGCUUAUGAGGAUAAAGAUGGUGACUUGAUGCUUGUUGGUGAUGUUCCUUGGGAAAUGUUCCUGUCAUCGUGCAAGAGGUUGAGAAUAAUGAAAGGUUCAGAGACAAGAGGUUUGGGUGUUGGAAACUGAAGAUCCAGAAGCCAAAAAAUUAUAGGAAAUGAGUGGAAUUUGAAGAUCUCUUCUGUCUCAGGCAGGGAAUUUAUCAAGAUAAAGGUUCCUUCUUUGCAAGAUCGGGUUCUCGGAUUUUCAAGAAUCUCAGCUUAGUUGCUGUGAAAUGUUUUCUUUUUGCUUUUUUGUAUCGUGAAAAAACAGUUUCAUGGAUUGGUCUUCUUCCACUCAAGAAUGGAACCAGAAGAAACCAGUUAUUGUGACAUUAUUAUUGUUGUUCUUGUAUUUGGGUAAUUUCAAUUUUUUGGUCGUGUAAAUGUAUGUUAUGAUCAGGAUAAAACCUGCUUGGCUUUCAAAAGAUGCUGUGAUGUUUUGUUUUUGUUUUUGGGAUAACAUCAAUGAACAAACUAAAUAAUCAGACAAGGUUGGUGG